Molecule: messenger RNA, 4981 nt
Organism: Equus quagga
Lineage: Eukaryota; Metazoa; Chordata; Mammalia; Perissodactyla; Equidae
Gene: PIM2
Product: Pim-2 proto-oncogene, serine/threonine kinase
Exons: 6
Coding region: 3051-3986 (311 amino acids)
Biological process (GO): regulation of mitotic cell cycle; protein autophosphorylation; negative regulation of apoptotic process
Cellular component (GO): cytoplasm
Molecular function (GO): protein serine/threonine kinase activity; ATP binding
Source: RefSeq, a predicted model, not a curated record
GAUUCACUGCUUACUAAACCACCUUCUGGUCCUGUUACCACCAAGAAAGCUUCGUCUUUGCCUGCUGCCCCUGCCUCAGUACUGGCACAGGAUGUAGCCUGCCCACCUCAUUUCCUGGGGUGUGUAAUAGGAGCAGAGGACUGGGAGCUGGAGGGCAGGGACUGAACUUGCAACUUCUCUGCCUGCCUCUCGUCCCAUAAAUGUUCACUCUUUCCUUCUGAUUGCUUGAUGAGGAAAAGCUUUGGAAAGGCACAACGGACACUUCAUAGCAACAUGAGUUUAAUGGAAGUGACCAGUGGGGUCUUCGAACGUGGUGGCGAACACUGGGUUUUACAAGCUGAGGAAUGGCUAAACCCUUUUUUGUUGUUCAUGUCCCCCAGUGCUCUGACACUUCUGUCCCUGCCCUUCCUAGGGGUAAAGCCAAGGCAGAGAAGGAUGGCUGGCCCCCAGGUUUUGUCACAUGUCUUUUUUGCUGUGCCUCAAUAAUGGGGCCCCUGUGGAAGGAUGCGCAUCCAGCUCUGCAGGUGAGGGCUUGGCUGGCUGAGUGGCUGUCUGUGGGGUGUCUCUGUGGAGUCCACCGGUCAAGCACGUGUCUGUCGGAGAAUUGGUUUGAAACCUUCCUCGGCUUUUUCUACCUUUGUAGCCUUGGUCAAAUCACAGGCUCUCUGAGUUUCAAGUGUUCCGUGUGUACGACAGGGGUGAUUAAUGUCUCCUACCUCAUGCUCUCUCUGGUUGUGAGCAUUGAGAGAAUGCAUAUGGUCAACAGAAUGCAUAAUGGCACAGUGCCUAGCACAUUCUGAGAGCUCAAGUGUUAGCAGAUAUUAUUUUUUAUCCUAAUGUUGAAGUUUCUGUACCCUUUGGCCCCUGUAUACCUCUUCUUGCUGCUUUGUCCAGUUUCCUUGGCCAUUGCCGAGAAUUUGCCCUUCCCCUGUCCCGAGCCCCCAACCUUGUCUUUCAAGACUACCUGGGUCACCUUCUGAGAAGCCCUGUGUGACCCCAUUCACAUUCUCACCUCUAUUUAUGAAUAUGUCUUUACUCCUUUACUCCACUAACUGUACUAUCAACUUCCUGGGCAAGAGCUAUGAUGCCUGACUUAUCUGUGUAUCUCUAAUAUCUGCAUCCCCGCCAGGGCCUGGCAGGCUUACAGUAGACCCUGAAUAAAUGUUGGAUGAAUAAGGGAGAAUACAUGUCUGUAUUUGCUUUUUGAGUGUUGCCUAUGUGUGUGUGACUGUGGUGAGUCCAAGUUUUCAUGCACUUCUCAGUGUCUAGUCGUGUGUGUGACGAGGGCUUGUUUCCAGGUGUGUCAGAUGGUGACUGAGUGUGGGACUCUAUCUCUGACAGUUUGUGUCUGUUUCUGAGAAAAGUGCAUGUCUGCGUGGGUCUGUCUGUGACAGCGCAUCUGUGGUUUCUUUCUGAUGGAGUGGAUGUCCGUUUGUAUUCCUGUGACAGAUUCUGGUUAGCUAUUUCUGGACAGUUUCAGUGACAAUGCUGCAUGUCUGCUGGUGUGUGUGUAUAUGUGACUGGGUCUGUCCAUGUCUGUGUUUGUGACACUGCCCAUCUAUGUGGCUCAGUCACGAGUACAUGUUGGCCUUUGGAGCGAUGCAUGUGUGUCUUUGGAGCAUCUGUGUGUCUUCCUGUGACAGACUCUGGGUCUCUCAUUUCUGGGACAGUACAAGUCUUUCUGUGACAGUGCAUCUCUGACAGUGCCAGCAUCUGUGACAAGUUCUGGUGGUGUGUCUGACAAGGACAUUUCUGUGUCAUUGUCACAUGGCAGUGUAGGUGUAUGUGAAUCUCUCUGGAAUGCCUGUCUUUUUGUAGCUGUAUCUCUGGGUGUCAUUCUGGGACAUAACUUUUUCUGGCAGCAUGCCUGCCUGACAGUAGAUGUGUCUCUGUGACGGUGCAUAUCUGCAUGUGUGUCUAGGACAAGUUUACAUGAAUGUGUCUGACAGUACAUAUGUGUGUAUCUCAUAUGGUACUUCUGUGUGUGUGUCUUGGGAGUGCAUGUCUGCCUGCAGCGUGAGGCCUAUUUUUCCCAAAUUUGUGACUGAGGAUAUUUUAGCUCUGCGAGCUCUCUGUUUCUCUCUCAUCUGGAGGCACACCCCCAAACCACCACCACUCUGGCUUGCUCCCACCCCCUGCCGUUCCAGAUUCUAGACCUGCUGACUGGGCUCACGGCCAGAUUUAGCCAGGUCUGUCUAGGUUACGGGCUCCAGAAACACCCCACAGGCCGCUGCCUCCAGGCGUGGGAACGCUGCCUUUGACCAGCACAUCCUCCGCGGUGGUGGUUAGGGGGGUUACCCCUCCCUGGCAGCUGGACAGCUUCUUCCAGGAUUCUCAGCUUCAGUUUUGGGUCGGAGGCCGCCGGUCGCCUAGAGGGCUCUGGUCCUGGGUGAGGAGCACUCCUAGGAGAGAGGGUCCAAGCCACAGGCCCAGAUUCUUAGAAGCCAGGCCUGGCGUUAUCUCCGCGCUAAUCUCGAGGCAGUGGCGGCAAACCAACUUCCUAGGAAAGGAGGCGGUGCAGUUAUUUUUUUAAGUUUAUAUCUAUAUAUACACACAUGCACACACAUAUAUAAAAACAACCCCGCGCAACAACCAAAACAAAUGCGGUUGCUGCAAAGGGAUUCCCAGAACCAGCUUCCUCUUCGCCCGCCCCCCUCGUUUGCAUGCAGGCCCCGCCCCCGCGGAAGAUCCGGGGAUGUAUUUGCAUAAGGGGGUACUUGAAGCGUUGAGGGUGGUAUGCAAAUUAGGGACUGGCUCCGAUUGGCUGGGGGACAGCAGGUGCCUCGUCCGGAUUGAUCAAAGCCAAGUAGGCGGGGCUGUCGCCCGGGGCGACUCUCUCGGGAGGCGCGUGCCCCGGCUCAGUAGCGUUGGGGCUGGCGCGCGCGGCGAAUCUUAACAUUGCGCCGUUUGCAGGCGCUUCUGGGCCACCAGUUUCCCUACCUUCCACCCUGGCGCCCCCCAGUCCUGGCUCCCCGGCCUCGCUGCCCCGGGCGUCCACGCCCUGCGGGCUCAGCGGGCUCAGCGGGCUCAAUCUGCGCAGCGCCUCCUCCAUGUUGACCAAGCCUCUGCAGGGGCUCCCGGUGGCCCCCGUGACCCCCACGACGCCGCCAGGAGGCAAGGAUCGGGAAGCGUUCGAGGCCGAGUACCGACUCGGCCCCCUCCUGGGUAAGGGCGGCUUUGGCACCGUCUUCGCAGGACAUCGCGUCACAGAUCGACUCCAGGUGGCCAUCAAAGUGAUUCCCCGGAAUCGUGUGCUGGGCUGGUCCCCCUUGUCAGACUCAGUCACAUGCCCACUAGAAGUGGCCCUGCUGUGGAAGGUGGGUGCAGGUGGUGGACACCCUGGUGUGAUUCGCCUGCUUGACUGGUUUGAGACACCAGAGGGCUUCAUGUUGGUCCUUGAGCGGCCUUUGCCCGCCCAGGAUCUCUUUGACUACAUCACAGAGCAGGGCCCGUUGGGUGAAGGCCGAAGCCGCUGCCUCUUUGCCCAGGUAGUGGCAGCCGUUCGGCACUGCCACGCCCGUGGAGUUGUCCAUCGUGACAUCAAGGACGAGAACAUCCUGAUGGACCUCCGCCGGGGCUGUGCCAAACUCAUCGAUUUUGGUUCUGGUGCCCUGCUUCACGAUGAACCCUACACUGACUUUGAUGGGACAAGGGUGUACAGCCCCCCGGAGUGGAUCUCUCAUCACCAGUACCACGCGCUCCCAGCCACUGUCUGGUCACUCGGUAUCCUCCUCUAUGACAUGGUGUGUGGGGACAUUCCCUUCGAGAGGGACCAGGAGAUUCUGGAGGCUGAGCUCCACUUCCCUGCCCAUGUCUCCCCAGACUGCUGUGCCCUAAUCCGCCGGUGCCUGGCCCCCAAGCCCUCUGCCCGACCCUCACUGGAGGAGAUCCUGCUGGACCCCUGGAUGCAGACACCAGCCGAGGAUGCACCCCUCAAUGCCCCCAAAGGAGGUCCCACCCCUUUGGCCUGGUCCCUGCUGCCCUAGUCCUGGCCAGGCCCCCACUAGUUGGAAUAGCCAUCCCACGGCCAUGCCACAGGGAUAGAUGGACAUAUGUUGAUCUGGUUUUACAGGUCACUAAAAAUUCAGUGUUACUAGGGUCAGAGAUUGGGGAUCAAAGGUCAGAAGACAUAAGCCAGGUCUGCCCAGUCCCCAUCCCAAUCCUGCUAAGGAGCCUUCCUCCCAGAAUUUAUGGUCUCUUAUUCUGGAGAGGGGACUUCCUUCCUUCUCAUUUUGCUAAGGGUGUUUAUUUGGUUGAAGUUACUUUUGUUCUGAGCCCCAGGACACUUAUUCUGAUGAGUUGUAACCCCUAUACUGGCACCUCCUGCCACCACCACACAAACUUAGUUGAAAUGCUCUCACUUGGGCAAGGGUGCUUUCCUUCCAAUACCCUAGCAGCUCUUAUUAGCAAAGGGACCCUUUCCCCGAGCCCAGGGUCUCAUAUUCAGUGAAGCUGCUUGCCUACCUCAGCCCAGGGUUGCUUAUUCUGGGGGAGGUAAUGCCCUAUUGUUAUCCUGGGGUUAUUAGUGGUUUUUUUUCUUUUUCUUUCUUUUGGUGAGGGGACCCUACUCUGUUAUCCCAAGUGCUCUUAUUCUGGUGAAGAGAACCCUACUUCCAUGAUUUGGGAAGAAAUGGGUGAUGGACACCACCAGAGUCCACUAGGAUGGGGUGGAUGGUUUUUUGAGGGAUGGGGUGGGGGAAAUAAGUCUUGUUGUUUGUUCUCCUGGGGCCCUCCCUCUCCACCUUUUUCAAUUCUUGCUGCCUCCUUCUGAGCCAGGAUUGUCCAGUUGCUGAAAUGUAAAUACUUAUGUAUUAGGCGGAGGGGAGCUCCAACUGUGUCCUCCUCUCCCUUCUCCCUCUGCCUGGGUUAUUUAAAAAGCCAUGUGUGGAAACUCACUAUUUAAUAAAUGUAAUAGAAUCAGAAGCGACUGGCCAUUUGUAGAUGCAGCAAGGAAACCCACUAUUUAAUAAACGUAAUAGAA